This is a messenger RNA of Pelodiscus sinensis (Chinese soft-shelled turtle), 1125 nucleotides long. The record is from RefSeq and is a predicted model, not a curated record. NCBI's taxonomy places the organism in Eukaryota, Metazoa, Chordata, Testudines, Trionychidae.
AUGGAUUUUGUUAUGUGCAUCUACGUGGAGAUGAUGCGCGACACAUCGUCUUCAUAUUCACAACAGAAUUCAUGGGCUUCCGUCGUGACAGAAGUCAUCUUGGUCUUUCUGCUUCUGCUGUUGCUCCUGGUGCUGGCCCUGGCCUGGCACAAGCUGAGCCGUGAUUCGGACGGCAAAUACCACCCACGCCGCCUGUGCCAGCCACAUCGCCUGCUGGCAUCCCUGGCCACGCGCUGGCGUGAGUGGUGGGGACAAGUGGCCCCUGAGAGAUACCGGCCAGGCAAGGAAGAGGACGAGGAUGAGGACGAGGAAAACGAGGAGGAGGAGGAGGAGGAAGAGGAGAACCUUCAGCGAGACGAGGAGGAAGGUGGAGGAGGGCAGGAGCAGCAGCACCAAGAGGAGGCCACUGAUACGCCAGAGGGGACCCCACCCCGUGAUGCCCCCGAUGGAGCCCAGGAGGAGGCCCGGGAGGCAGAGGGCACUGGUGCCGGAGGCCUGCUUAGUGACCUGCACGCCUUCUCCGGGACAGCCACCUGGGAGGACAGCGCCGUGGAGGGAGGCAGCCGCCAGCAUAUCACUGCUCUCUAGGGCAGUGAAGGGAAGGACACACAGACUACAGGGGGACAGCAUCCCCCCACUUGCUCAUGGGGCGGAACUCCUGCUCCCAGCCCUCUUCCUCAACCUCCCCCCUCCCUGCAAAGCUCUCCCCUCCCACACCAUGAAGCUGCAAUGGUGGCCCCCUACCCCUAUGCCAAGAGCGCCAGCCCAAGCAGGGCAAGUAGCACUCCUGCACCCCAGACUCUGCAUUGACUCUAGCGCCCCCUGCUGCCUGCACCAGGCGACGGGGCAGAACCCCGCAUCGGGGGGCGGGGCUCUGCUCCCACUGGGGAGCUGCUGAUUGGCCUACAGGCAGCGCUACAGGCACCAAUAAAGGGGCGGCAUUGCUCACAGCUGGACACAGUCUGCAGCUUCAUUUUCUUCAGAGGGGGAACACAAGGGGCCGGGCCAGCUGGGACCCACACCCCUGGAAGAAGGGAGGGGCUUAAGGAAAGUUCUCCAGGCCCCACCUGGAGUCUGAGGCUCCCCCAUUGGAGACUCCUCCUGGAGCGACUCACCAACUGGAGU